Poecilia latipinna (sailfin molly) is the source of this 1550-nucleotide messenger RNA. RefSeq names its product zinc finger protein 239-like. Bases 328 to 1242 code for a protein of 304 amino acids. Gene Ontology annotation, biological process: regulation of transcription by RNA polymerase II. NCBI's taxonomy places the organism in Eukaryota, Metazoa, Chordata, Actinopteri, Cyprinodontiformes, Poeciliidae. Gene Ontology annotation, molecular function: DNA-binding transcription factor activity, RNA polymerase II-specific; RNA polymerase II cis-regulatory region sequence-specific DNA binding. The transcript is spliced from 2 exons. The record is from RefSeq and is a predicted model, not a curated record.
GUAUUCUUGCUCAUCUUCCAGGGUGCAAGUGUACAACAGGAUACAUGUGAGAGACAACUCAAAGAAGAAACUCCUCAAAGCAUCCAGCCAGAAGACGAGGAAUCCCACGGGUGGAGUGUGGGCAAAGAAGAGACAAGUCUACCAGGACCAAGUAAGCAUUUCAGUGAACAGAAUAACCCAGCUUGCCAUGUGAACUGGGAACCUGGCUUUGACCAGAGACCGGACUUGAGCCAAGACAGACAAUCGGAGGUCCUCUCUGAAUCAAAUUUCCAGAACAGGUACGUCUUGAACGACUUGGGCAGCUUUGGCAAACCUGGAUAUGGAGAGAUGGAUAACUAUGAUGGGCUACAAGAUUCUCCAACCCAUCUACCUGACGGCCUUAGUUAUGUUAAUCAAUUUAAUGAGAACAGGAAAAAUCCCGAAGGAGCUGAGCACCAGUGUUACACAGCAGGGUCUCCACAGAACAGAGGAACUGAGGAGAGCUCCCCUGUUAGGACUAACAGUGAUGUGAGCGGGGAAUUCAGCGGCUUGCUUAUUGACGAGGAAGGAUAUCUGCAGGAGCCAAAUAUCAGAUACUCCGAGCAGAUAUCUGGUGAUCUGGGCAGCAGAAUGAGCUUCCGAGGGCAGGAAGUUCAGUUCCCCACUGCAUCAUAUGAAUCCUCGGCUUCAUAUGGUGAGACCUUGCAACAAAGAUUACAUCAUCAAAAUUCAGAAAAUGAAGCAAGGAGCAGCACCCACAACCACUGUUUUACCACGUUACCUAAUUCGGUUUCUUUUAAGCCCCACAAACAGUCCCAUAAAGGCACAGGACAAGGAUCCUCAUACAUCUGCAACCAGUGUGGAAAGACCUUCACUCAAGCCUGUAAUCUGAAAGUCCACCAGAGGAUCCACUUGGGGCAGGGCCUCCAUCUGUGCAGCCACUGCGGAAAAGGAUUCCCAUCCUUUGCCAACUUAAAAACUCACAAGUGUGGCCAAACAGGCAACAAACCUUAUUGCUGCGCUGUUUGUGGGAACAAGUUUAGCCGCCUUUGGAACCUGAAGCUGCACCAAAGGAUUCACACGCAGGAAAAACCUCACCAGUGCAGCAUGUGUGACAAGAGCUUCACUAGGGCAGACAUCCUGAAAGUGCACCAGCGCACCCACACGGGGGAAAGACCAUACUGCUGCGCCAUUUGCGGCCACAGCUUCAAACGCCUGGACCACCUCAAGUCACAUCAACGCAAACACGUGACAGACCUGUAGGACUAAAGCGAGCGAGUUUGGGUUUAAUGGUGCUCUCCGUCUUUCAAUCUGGUAAUCUACGAAUGAACGUUUGCACUGCUAAGUUUCAAACUCUUCAGUUGUCGGUUGCAUUUAUUUAAUGCAAUUAUUUAAAUACAUUUUAUUAUGAAAAUAAAUGACGAGAUGUAAUAUUUUUCACAUUUAAAUUGAUGUCUUCAACUUAACACCUGCACACUUUGUAUAUUUAAUUCACUGUAUUUGAUUAGAAUGUACUCAAUGUGAAUUCUCAACUGCAUAAAAAAAUAAAAUAAAACUGGCUUUGGAUGUCA